AUGACAACUUCUCUGAAGCCAACAAAGCUACAGUCCUUGCAUGAAGCAUUGGGACACCUUGGCCAUCACAAUAUCAAAGGCAUGAUUUCUAAGGGUAAUGUUUUAGGGAUAUGCCUUUCUACCAAGGAGUUGUCUAAGAAUUCAGGCAUUUGUGCUGCAUGCACACAAGGCAAGAGCAAGCAUGCCUCAUUCUCACCCAGGGGGAGCAGCUUAGCUAAAGAUAUACUUGACCUUGUUCUUUCAGAUUUAUGGGGACCUGCCUUAGUCCAGUCACACUAUGGAUACUGCUAUUUAUACACCUUUACUAAUAUCUCUUCUUCUAACACUCCAGAGCAAAAUAGAGUAGCUGAGAGCCUGAACCAUGUCAUCUUUGACUGA
Molecule: messenger RNA, 378 nt
Organism: Desarmillaria tabescens
Lineage: Eukaryota; Fungi; Basidiomycota; Agaricomycetes; Agaricales; Physalacriaceae
Exons: 1
Coding region: 1-378 (125 amino acids)
Source: RefSeq, a predicted model, not a curated record